Molecule: messenger RNA, 1599 nt
Organism: Pezoporus occidentalis (night parrot)
Lineage: Eukaryota; Metazoa; Chordata; Aves; Psittaciformes; Psittacidae
Gene: NOAZFP
Product: zinc finger protein 330
Exons: 10
Coding region: 177-1139 (320 amino acids)
Cellular component (GO): nucleus
Molecular function (GO): zinc ion binding
Source: RefSeq, a predicted model, not a curated record
AGCGGAGGGACGGAGGGAGCGAGCGGGCUGGCGGCCCCGGCCCGCCGUGGCCUCCCCGCCUGAGCCAGCGAGGCGGUGGCUGGUUUCCUCAGAGAUCAGUGCCGGGAAACACGGAGCGCGUCGAGCCAGGUUGGAAACGUGUUGGCGGCACGGUUUGGGGACGUAGGUCGUGAAAAAUGCCUAAGAAGAAGACUGGUGCUCGUAAGAAAGCUGAGAACCGCCGUGAACGUGAAAAGCAGAUAAGGGCUUCAAGAGCCAACAUAGAUUUAGCCAAACAUCCUUGUAAUGCUUCGAUGGAAUGUGAUAAGUGCCAAAGACGACAGAAGAAUAGAGCUUUUUGCUACUUCUGCAACUCAGUUCAAAAACUACCCAUUUGUGCACAAUGUGGAAAAACCAAAUGCAUGAUGAAGUCUUCAGACUGUGUUAUAAAACAUGCUGGUGUGUACAGUACUGGACUAGCAAUGGUGGGUGCAAUCUGUGAUUUCUGUGAAGCUUGGGUGUGUCAUGGGAGGAAGUGUCUGAGCACACAUGCGUGUACCUGCCCUCUCGCAGAUGCAGAAUGUAUUGAGUGUGAAAGAAGCGUCUGGGACCAUGGAGGCAGAAUAUUUGCCUGCUCUUUUUGCCACGAUUUUCUCUGUGAAGAUGAUCAGUUUGAACAUCAAGCCAGCUGCCAAGUUCUGGAAGCAGAGACAUUUAAAUGUGUUUCCUGUAACAGACUUGGGCAGCAUUCAUGUCUGCGUUGUAAGGCUUGCUUUUGUGACGAUCAUGUGCGAAGUAAGGUUUUCAAGCAGGAAAAAGGAAAAGAGCCUCCCUGUCCUAAAUGUGGCCAUGAAACUCAGCAGACCAAGGAUCUGAGCAUGUCAACGCGUUCUUUGAAGUUCGGCCGACAGACUGGAGGUGAAGAUGCAGAUGGAGCUUCUGGAUAUGAUGCCUACUGGAAGAACCUCUCCUCCAGCAAGCCUGGAGAUGCAGGUGACCGUGAGGAUGAAUAUGAUGAAUAUGAAGCAGAAGAUGAUGAUGAAGAUGAUGAUGGAGGAGGGAAGGAUUCUGAUGCUGAAACCACAGACGUAUUCAGCAAUUUGAAUUUAGGAAGGACCUAUGCAAGCGGGUAUGCACAUUAUGAGGAACCAGAAGAUUAAGUUUAGUACGCUGGCUAGCUAAAAACACUCGGAAAGGAUCCAAGCAGUGCUUCACUUGAGCUCUGUACGUGCCAGUAGGAUAGCUCUAUCAGGUACUUGCAUAUUCAAGUUAUAGAGCAAAGAACAUGGAACUUCUGCAGUAACUCCAAGUGAGAUUUUUUUUUUUUUAAUAUAUAAACCAAUAUUGGGUUUGGGGUUGGGGGAGAAAACAGGAAUAUUUUUAUUCCCCUGAGCAAUGGAAGUGGUUUUGUUCUUGAGUUAUUGAGUAUAAUGGUUCAGUGCCAUUUUCUCCUAUCAAUACAGGAACAUGAGAAAGUUCUACUACUUGCUUCCGUUUGCUCAUCAGAAAUUAAGUUAUUUUUUACAAUUAUUUUGUUAACUAAUUUCAUAACAUUAAUGUAGUGGUAGGUUGGUGACUGCAUUAUUUUUGGUCUGCACAAUAAAAAUCAACUGCAUUCUU